This is a messenger RNA of Osmia lignaria (orchard mason bee), 11385 nucleotides long. RefSeq lists its product as uncharacterized. The record is from RefSeq and is a predicted model, not a curated record. Gene Ontology annotation, cellular component: centrosome. Gene Ontology annotation, biological process: microtubule anchoring. Gene Ontology annotation, molecular function: microtubule binding. Lineage: Eukaryota; Metazoa; Arthropoda; Insecta; Hymenoptera; Megachilidae.
UAUUUACGACUCACUUCAUGCUAUGAGGGAUUGAUGUUGCCAGAACUGAUAGAAUUGCAAAAAUUUAAGACGUUGAAAAGAGGGCGACCAAUAUAUUUCCGUUUAAUAUUAUAAACGGUUGCCGCUUCUUUUUAUCUAUAGUUCUGUUUCCACAGAAUUUCACGUGAUAAAUAAAAGUUUGUGCAACGUUAAUUGCAUUCACGAAUAAAAUUACAUUUAUUAUGUCGCUAACAUAUGCAUUGUGUUUAUAAAUAAUUGUGUUAUUGAUCAUUCAUGUUUUCUCGUUGCCAUGUUUUCAAUUUUGUACAAGUAGCAAAUCACAAAGUACAAUACCACGUGAUUGUCGUUUACAAAUGACCGUUGUGAUGAGUUAUCCUGUUCAAUAUUAUGAAAAUAUGAAUGAUGUGUAACGUAUGUAAAUAUAAUUUUUCAUCGGGUGUUUCAAAAUAUAUCUGUCAUUCUGUAUCAAAUGUUGAAGAAUUGAUUUUGUAAGAUGUAUUCAUAAAAUAUGGUGUCUUGAAAUAGGUUAUAAAUACGUUAAAUGUUUCUCAUCGUCUUUUUCGUAAAUUCGUUAUUUUACUACGUCUAAUUAUAUUUUUAUUAAAUAAUCCAAUUUGCUGUAAAUAUUUGCAAGCAUGAAUAAAUGUUUACCAACUAAAUAUAGAUCAAUAAAUAUGCAAAUAACAUAAUAUGAAAAGCAGCUCUAAGAAGGAAGAUACUGAUAAGAAAAAGAAAUAUGUGUUUUUUUCUGAUCCAGAUAUUAUUGUUCAGUGUGCUGAAGCAUCUGUUGCAGCAGCUCAAGCUCUUGAAUGCGAACAAAAACCAGAUCACAUUACUAAGCAAAUACCUAAGGACAAACUAUCAAACUUGCCAAUUGAAUUUAACUUGAAAGAUUUUAAAAAUUUAUAUCAUCCUAUACAACCAUAUCCUUUUACAUUUAUAAAUGCUGUCAAACGGAAGCUGGCUUUAGACAAUGGUUCAGAAGUUUGUAAAAAAGCAUAUGAUCAGAAUAAUAAAAAUCUACCUGAAUCAUCUAUAACAGUAUUAAAGCCAGAUAGUGAUCAGAAUUUACAAAAGAUGGAUUUUAUAAGGCCACUAAAAGUUCCAGAUUUGAAAAUUUCUGCAAAAAAAUUAGAUUUCUCUGACAGAGAAAGUUCUGUAUCAAAAGAUGUAAUAUCACCAAAAUUUGAAACACCUUCAAAAGAAUUGAUACAUGAAAGAGCAGAUAAACCAACAAAGAGUUUUGAAAGAGUUCAAAGAAGAUUAGACUUCUCAACGUCAGAUGUUUCAUCAACAAUCAACAGCGAGGUAGAGCCAUUGAGGGUCCCAAAUAUUUCUAUGUCAUCAAAUUUAUCAAGAAAAAAAGACUACAUUAGAGAAAAUUCUCGAGAAAAGGAGAACCGAUCUAAAAGAAUUAGAAAAGACGAUUCUUUAUCCUUCAAGCAAGAUGAAGCAACACAAGACUUUUUUAAAAGAUCUAGAAGCCCAAGGCAUGUUUCUAGAAAAGACUUCUCUAAUAACGUGUGCGAGAAUGCAUCAGUUGUAAAAUUAAAGAGCGAUAGAUUGCCAUUGUACAUACCAAGAGAGAGUGAUUUUGCUUUAACAAAACCAAAAACAAAAAAUUUUGCAACUUCAACUGUUAAAAAGACCAAUGACAAGAGGCAUAGAUCUAGUAAUACUAGAUCUUUAAAAUCAAGAGAUGUUUCUUUGGAAUCUAAGAAUAGAUCUUGCAGUAACGAGUCACUUUCCGAGUAUUCUUCAAAAUUAUCAGACAAAGUUACAAUUAGAGAGUCUAGAAACAUGUUUGAACAUUUUGAUUAUAGAUACAAUGACGAUCUACAUAUGUUAAAACAGGCUAACGAUCAGAAACAUAUAUUUUCUAUGGAAAACAGACAAGUAAAACAGCACAAAGUAACAUAUCAGUCUCAAGCGAAAAUUGAAAAUGUACCUUUCAAAGAGCAAACUAAAAGACUGUCAGAAAAAAUAAAACCUUCUAUAAAUAAAAUGGAUAACAAAAUAUAUAUUAUAAAUUCCAAAGAAUCGGAAGGUGUUGAAAGUGUGACGGAUUCAAAUACAAUUGUACGAACUCAAAGCCCAAGUAUUAUUUCUAUACAGCAAGUAAAAAACAAGGAUUCCGAAAAAGUUGCACAAAAUACUAAUAUACUUAAAUCGAAUAAAAAUAAUGAAGAUCUAAAAUAUACAGAUGAUUCUUCGUCACAGUGUAUUGCUACAAACACAAAAAAAGAAGAAGAAUCGUAUACACAAAGUAUUGGUACAAUUAAAUCAGCAACAAGUAAUAGUAAUGAAUCUAAUUUAAACGAUAGCAGUAUCUUAUCUGAUAAAUUAUUAGAUCCAAGAAGAAUUUCAUUCAGAGAUGAAAACCGUUCGCAAGAGGAAUUUUGUAAUUUAGUAACUCCGGAUAUGAAUCUCAUACCGCGAUCUAAACGAAAAAGGCAAUUUAUACAAAAUAGUAACAUAGAAGUUGAUCCUAAAUGUUCAAAACAUAAUACCGGUAAAAUUGAAACAGAAAAAGAAGGAAUUCCAUUGUUGCAUCCAACUGCCUUACAUAUGCAAUUUCAAGCUGAGUUGCAUCUUCUUGAUUCAUUUAAUGAGUCACUGAGGCAGGUUAUGGAUGUUGAAAAAUGUUUAUAUAAUGUUAAACAAAAUCAAGAAAAAGAGUUACCGUUACAGCAUAACCAACUGAGUGACCAAGUGAAAUUACAUUUCUCUAAGGAUGAAAAGAAUGUUGAUAACAUGGAACAUUGUAAUGAAAUUAAAUCACAUGCAAGUGUUUCUACUGACAAAGCAUUUCCAAAUACGAUGCAUCAUACAAGUCAAACUACAGGAAAUAAGUUUGACAAUUUUAGUACGUUAAGUAAACCAGCAGUUAAAGCUGUGGAAGUACAAACUCAAACGGUAAAUGAUAUAGCAACACAAACAGAUAUGCGUUCAACUCGACGAAAUGUACAGAGUAGAUGUUCAGAAAUAUGUGGAACCCCGUAUGAACGAGGAUUUGUUGGAGACAGCGAAAUUCCACAACUUUCGUUAGAUUCAGUGGAACAGUUUGAAGACUUAGAUCAGAUAGAAGAGAUAUCAUUGCCUAGUAAAUUAAGAACAUUGUCAGAAAUAAGUUUACACGAAACUACGUCAUCUAUACGAACAGAAACUGGAACCGAGAUUAGUAUUUCCACUCGAGAUGUAACUUGUUCUUUUAAUAAAUACUUAGACCUAGAAAUUGCACAGUUGAUCAAAGAUGAGAAACAAAGGUACGAUAAAAUAGAAAUGUUAUUUAAAUCUCGCGAAAAAACAUUAAAUGAUCAAACGAAAAAAUUAGUCAAAUUGGAAGAGCAAAAGCGAGCAUUAAAAGAUACUGGCCAGGAUAGCAGAGUUAGUUCUGUAAAAAAGAAGCAAAGAGCUCUGUUGUUAAAAUUACAACAAGAAAAGGAUGAAAUGAACAGAUUGAAAGAACUACAUAAAAUUGCAAGCCAAGAGCGUAAACUUAUGUUGCAAAAACAAAGGAAUAUGUUCAACCCUCAAAUGUCAACUAAAAACAUUUUAACAAAAUUAAAAAGGAGUGCGGAUAGUCAGUCGCCAAGACGAUUAUCUGGUCCAAUGAAGGGUUAUGAUAUAAGAAGUAAUAGCUCUAUGAGUUCUUUAGUUGAUUCUGACAAAUCUCAACAUGAUAGAUCUCAGACAGAUACGCGUUUGCAAAUGUCCGAAAACGAGUUACAUUUUUCUAAAAUUGAUUUACCGAAAAGUAAUAAAUUCACGAAUUUUGUUGAAGAAUCUAACGCACCAUUUUCAAGGUUUGAUAAACCUAAUGAACCCAUUCAGGGUAACAUAUCUCCAGAAAAGUGUCCUUAUAAGAUACAAAAAGAUGGAACCAAAUCAAAGUAUGAGAUAAAAUCAAGAAAGUUUGAAGAAAAAAUGCCUAAAGCAGAUAUUUUAAGGCUGAAAUCGCAUCAGCAUUCUUCUGAUCCAACUCUGAUGUCAAGUCAUUCCAUGAGCAGUCCUGGAAAAUAUAUUUUCGAAAAAGACAAAUCUCCCGAUGUUUCGGAACUGCUACAACAGAAUUUAAGUAAAUCUAUGUCUGAACAAAUUAAAUCAGAAUCGGAUACUUUAAUAGAAGAGUUGUCAAAGAAAUCGAAAUCUUCUCAAAUGAUAGAUAAUCAUUUUCAAAAUAUAAUAUCGCCAAGAGAACGAGAGUCUUUGAAAACUACUGGCAUGAAUAGCGAAAGUGCUCCAGAAGAAAUAAGUUCUCUCAGCCAAGACACUGUGUCGAAAACAUCAAAAUCAUCACAAGUUUCUGAGGAUAUUUUACAGACGCAUUCAAAAAGUUCUAAAAAGGGUAGUAAAUCAAUUCCAACUGAUAUGUCUAAAAAGACUCAGUACAGUUCAGAAUCCAAAUCAAACUUUAAACGUAAAAGUUCAAAAUGUCAGAAAAGCAAAUCGUCAUCGUCAAGUAUACUUACAGAAAAUAUAUUAAGGUCUAAAUCGAAUUCUCAGACAUCAGAGGAAUUGAUUAAACAUCACAACAAACGAACAAAAAUGGAGAAAGAAUUUAUUCAGUGUGACAAGAAUAAUGAGAAUGCACUGUUGGACAAUAUGGAUUAUAAUGAAAAUCAGAGUUCUUUACAAACUGUAACUAGGCACUCAAAAUCUGCAAAAGAUAACAAUUUUAAACUAUUAACUAACGGAAUAGAUAAUUAUGAAAGUAAAGAGAAUGAAAAUUCUAUUCCUCAAGAGAAGAUUGAGCACAGUUUAGGCAAUGUUUCUGUAAAAUCUCAAAUUAGUAACUUUGCAAUAUCUCGCCAUAGUUCUGGAGAAAGUGACAAAAAUUACUCCAAGUCUGUGGUUGUUAGAUCGCAAGAUCAAAACCUGAAGACUUCCAAGAAACUUGAACAAAUAUUAAACGCGCGUGAAGCUGCGCUUACAUCACGGAAAAACUGUGUGGAAGAGUGGAUGGCCUGGCAUGCAAAAUUGAGAAACGAAGAAGACCGUGUUGCACGAAUGGAACAAGCUGCUCUUAAACUUGUAACAGCAACCUCCAACGUUUUCUCUCAACAAGAGAGGAGUGUAUGUCCCUUUGUAGAUACUACCAUUUCAUCCGAUACCAGCGAUGUCGAAGGAAGAAUAGAAUUACUUACUGAAAAAUUAGCAGAGCGACGAAUAGAAAUGUCACGUUUGAAAAGGGAAGCCAGAAAACAAACGAAACAGAAACUUCGAGCCUUGGAAGCGAAUUUAUUAAAUCAAAUUAAGAAAUACGACACAACGAUCCACGAAAUGCGUAGAAAAUUGGAGUCGAAAAAGGUAUCUACUAAGGAUAGCGAUAAGUUAGCGAUAGAGUCUAAAUCGCUGGCAGAUUUUAAAGUACCUGAGAUUCCUUUAAAGAAGAUUCAGGAUAUAUUUAAAAAUAAUGAUUUAUUGAGAUCCAGAUCAGAGUCUGAUUUGUUAUGUACAGAAAGUUUGUCGAUGAAAGAUUGCAUGAAAAAUAUAAAUUUAACGAGGAACAAAAAUAUUGAAACUGAGUAUGAUAAAAGUGAUUCGGAAAGGAUAAUCAAAUCCUCUAGGCAUACAAGAAUCUCAGAACAUUUGAAUUCCCCCAAAGCGAGUACUGUCUUUGAUGAAAGUAUAUCCGAACAAAUUGAGAUUGAUAGAGUUGGCUCUGCUUCGAUGUCGUCGAUUUCCGACGAUAUUGAGGAAAUGCCAAUUAAGUCAGUCAUAUCAGAAGCAAAGAAAACUAACACUUCAGAAGAAGUUAAAACUGAAAUAAGCGAUGCAAAGUCUGAGACUGAUAUACUUACGCAAUCAGAAGUAAAGUUCUCUGAAAAUGAAACAAUUCAAUCUGACACAAGAGAAUAUAAAUCUGAUUUUGAUACAGUUUCCGAACAGUCCAGAGGAAGAAGUAUUUCAUCUGUAGCUAACAAAAUACAAGAUAUUGAACGCUCUCAUGUACAUUCGGACAGAUCCAAUAUUCAGAGCUCUAAUGCCCAGGUUAACGCUGAGUCUGCUCAUCAAAUUCUGGAUUUUUCCAAGAAAUUGGACUCUCUGUGCCUCAGUAAUCAAAACCUGAACGAAGAUAUAAGUUCACUAGAAAAUGAACUGAAAAUACUUUCAGAAAUGAUGUCACGUUUUAAUGACAAAUCAAAUGAAGGAACAAAACAAGAAUUACAAAAUGAAGAAAGGAGCACGUCAAAGGAUAUAUCAGAAAUGCUAUCCAAGUCGGAUAGAAAUACGGAAGUCACGUCAGAGGAUAAAAGCGUAGAUGCACAAUUAUAUAAAAAAGAGAUUAAUUCUGAUAUAUCACAGUACUUAACGAAUAGCGCAAAAUUAAAAUCAGUUACUAAUAUUAGUGACAAUAAGAGUAUAGUAGAAAAAGUUGACAAUGUCAUGUCUGCUAUAAUUCCUCCAGAUGAAAUAUCUUUCUCUAAAUCGAAUCAAGAAAUUGAUUACAAAGCAAGAAGUAAGGAAAUUUUAAAUGAAAUUGAAAAGUCAAUAAUAUCAGAACAUAUUAAAGUUAGCGAGAAUGAUUUAAAUCGUUCAGAUAUAUUAACUGAGAAUAACAAUUUAAAUGGAACUAAUACAAGAUCAUUGUCUGAAAUUUAUUCAAAGACACCUCAAGGGAAAGAAAGUGUAAGCAACGUACAAUCUGAGGCAGUAUAUCUUACCGAAGAAGAUAUCGACACAGAUACUGCAGAAAAUUUAAUUAACUCUCAUAAUUCAGGAAAUCAUCAUGCAUUAGAAUUUAAUAAAAGUUCCCCAAUUUCUUUGGAACAGUCCAAUUUAAGGAAAAAUGAUGAUAAUUCAUUAGAUCUUUACCCAAUAAACAAUGUACUUACGCCACGAAUUCAUUCUGAACAUAAUAGUGACACAAGUUCUGUAAAACUUGCACGUAGUAUUAGCAAACAAGCACCAGUUAUAGACCGUGAAACUAAAUCAAUUGAAAACUUUGAAGAACCUUUGGAGAGUUAUACAAACGAUCGACAGCAAAGCACAAGUGAAAUUCAUUCACUAUCAAAAGCUGAUAGUCCUAAAUUAAUAUCUAACGAGUCCAAAGAAUUUAGUAAUAACAACAGAAAUGAAAUUUCAUUUAUACAAGAUGAAAAUAUAGAUUUGAAAGUAUCGUCUCUAGUGGAACUCGAUAAAAUAUCUAAAUAUGAUACGAGCUUUAAUAACAAAGAAAUUAGUAACGAUGAAAGUGAAAUAAAACAAAUUUCCACAGAUAAAAGUCCCGUUGAUAAAGAUGUUACUAAUUCUCCCUGGAAAAAAUCUCAUUAUUCAAAAGAUGCAUCUCAUUUAACUGACAGUUCUAAACAUCAAAUUUUGGAGGAGAACACAAUUAAUGAUAUAGAAGGUAUAUUCUCGUUUAUACCGAAUAGGGAAACUACAAAUAUUGAUCAGCGUGACAUUAAUUUUGAUGAUACGGUGUUAGAUUCUGUAGAUAGCUAUAAAGAACAGGAUCAAGAUGAUACUGUACACAGCAUUGAAACUGAUAAUUUCCAAAAAGCCAUUUAUGAUUCUGUGGUCAAAAUAUUGGAUAAAGUUGAGAAAAGUAUUGAGGAUAGUUCGAUAAAAGAGAAAAUCGAAAGUCAUUCUGAGGUUACAGAAAAUAAAAACGAAAUAAAAAUUACAGGAGACGAAGAAGUUACAUUAAUUUCCGGUAGUUUCAACUUAAAGGAUACAUUACAACAAAAUGAAAAUAGACAAUCUGUUUCUUUGGAUACUAGAGACAAUAAAAAUACUAAUGAAAAUGUAGCAAUUAAUAAAAUUCAUAUUGAUCUUAUCAUGGGUCUUAAUUUACGUACAGAAAUGAAACACGACGAGGAUAUAUAUGACAUUGAAAAUAAAUCCCGAGAUAUUGUUAUAACAGAAUUAGAACCAGGAACCGAGGAAAGUGAGAGUUUGUCAGAACUUGAAAUUGAUGCUAAAGUAGAAUUAGCAGAGGAGGAACCUAUGGAAACGAAUGAUCAGAAAGAUAAAAUAGAAACAGGAAUAAAAAUAGUGCAAGAAUACAAAUCCUUAGAACCCAUAUUAGAACAAGAUAGUUCUGAUGGCGAACAACUUGAUAACUUGGUAGAAGUAGCUGAAAGUAGUUUAGAUGUUAUAGAAAAAGAAAUUGAACAUUCAGUCACCGAAUUGGAUUGUAUAUCUCUUGAUAAAACUGAUGCUCAAUCUAUUGAAGUUCAGGGUAAUGAAAUACAGAAUCAGAAGGAUCCAACUACUUCUGUAUUUGUAAAUGAUCUUAAACCAGUAAUAAGCUGUGAAGUAAUUACAUCUAAUUCACCGAAUAAUAUAGUAAACAAAACAUUUGAUAUUUUGAAAGAUCCGGAGUAUGAAGACAUUUCUGAAGAAAGUCUUGAGGUGUCUGAGAUAUUCGAUAAAAGUGAACUUCAGAGAUCUGCUGUUAUUCAGAAGUCAUCCUCUAUACCAGAAAAAUAUGAAGCAAUACAUAAGUCGGAGGAAGUAUUGAAAAUACUGGAUGAAAUUACUCAAAAAUCUUCCAGGAAUUUCGAAUACAAUGUACAUAAGUUUCAGGAUGAUAAGCAUGUUUCUGAAGAUAGUGAGAAGUCACAAACAGAAAUUUCUGAUAAGGAUAGUAUUAUGUCUUCAAAGGUUGAUGAUAAAGUUGUGGAUAGUAGUGAAAAGAAAAAUGAUUUGAAUAAUGAGACGUCUAAAGAAAUAGUUAGCUUAAAUGAUUUGGAAGAACGAGAAAAACGAGAGCAGGAUGCGUUGUCCGAAUCGAGCGACUGCAGAAAUACACCAAAGGAUGUAUCAGAAAUCGAGAUAGAUUCUUCUCGUGAUCCUAAUGAUUCAAGAUUAGACAUUGAUGGCUUAAAUGAUGAUUUAUUAAGUAACAGCAAUGUGGAAAAUGAAAAUGUAGAUUCAAAGAAUACGUACCAUGCCGCUCCUAUUGUUGCAACAUCAGAAAAGGAUAUAGAGGUCAUGAUAGAUAAAUUGAAAGCAUCAUUGGAACAACCUGGUGUGGAUGUUGCAGAUUGGGAAGCAAAACUGCUUCGAAUUGAACAACUUCAAAUUGAAUUGGAGAUUAAGAAAUUAGAAGCAGAAGAAGUUUCUUACUACGUCAGAGAAAUACCUAACAAACCACCACCUCCUUACACACCACCUGGGGGUGGCGGAAGAAUUUCUACAUCCCUUGGAUCACCUUCUCCUCCUCCAGCUGUGAUUCCUUCAAACAUAGACGAAUUAACAGCGUUUACUGAGAAAGCUACAGCGAUUAUAUUCAAAGCCAAGGAAGCUGGAGAAGAUAUUAUGAGAUUAGAAGCUCCUUUGGAAAUAUGCGAGUUAACCAAAGAGAACGACGAGACUGUUAAGAAAGAUAGAAGAAUUUAUAACACGUUUCUGUUUGAUCUGUGCAAAGAAACGAUCGCCGAGGUUUAUCAAGCCGAGUAUGAGAAACCAGGUCCAAGUUGGACGAAGCCAAACGUGAAAACGAAACCAAUUAUGAAGAUUCCCAAAACUUUAGAAGAACUUAACGCCUAUGUGAAUAAAGAGGUGGCUACGUUGUUUGGUUUCAAGACGAAAUUACAACGGGAAAAUAUGGUGAUGCGUUGGAGCAGAAAACGAAGGGACAGAGUCGACGAAUUGCUGGCCAGAGAGGCCCAAGCCGAGGAAGACGAAUGGACCAGGUUUCAUCAUGAUGAACUAGCGGUUAAAAAUGGUCUCACCGUAACUAUAUUGGAUACUUUGAUCAUGGAAACUCUGAAUGUGGUUAAAGUGGCAUACGCAAAGAAAAGGAAAGUAAUGGUUUAAUGGUUUUGCAAAGUUAUUAUAACUUAAAUAUUGGCACAUGGAUAGGUUUUAAGACAAUCGUUUUAUUACAAAAAGGAACGAUAUAUUUUAUUUUGAAAUCUUUUAAAUUGGCCUCAACUGCCAUAUUUUUAUUCAAUUUACAAAGUAGUUAAUUUUAUAUAUAUAUUUUUGUCCUGUAAAUGAGCUAUAGGCUGGUUCCUAUUUAUUUCUUUGAUAAAAUUGCUCUUAAUCGAGAUAAACCCGAAUACUUCAUUGUAAUAGAGCUUAAGAGGUAUAGUAGGUCAUUUUGAACUGUAGAAUUAAAGAAAGUAUUUGUAGUUUGUAGAAUAAGAGCAUGUAGAAGUUGAUAAUCAAACACCAUACGUUUGUUUUGUUAUAGCUACAUAAGUAUUAUUACUAAAAUAUUUGAUAUAAGAUCAAUGCAAUUUAUACUUGCAUUUAUUGGGGUAUAGUAGCACAUUUAAUAUAAGAAUUUCGUUAAUGUCUACUUGUAAGAACAUAGUUAUUAUUUUAUAACUCUGAGCGUUUUGUUCGAAUAAUUACUCAAUUAAGAUUAUUUUAUAUAGUUCUUAGUAAUAUACGUUCCUAGUGUGAUUUUUGUAUCAUUCUAUUUCGAACUAAUAGAUUUUAAGUUUUUAACCAGAAUUAACAGCUCUAACUUAAGUAAUAUUUUAACCAAGAUUACAAGUCGUUAUAUGAAAAGGUAUUUAAAAGAUAUUCGAACAAAAUGCUUCUUAAAUUAUUAUACACAUCCAUGAUAGUUGUGUUGUAGAAGUCGUCGGCUGUGGAACGUAAUUAGUAUGUUCUUACUAGGCCAUAACGGACUUCGUAGAUUUAUGCUCAACUAUGUAUAAUAAAAUUAACAAAAUUUUAACCAAAAGACUGAUACUUUGGGGCCAUUUUGAUCUAAAUUGCAGACAUUUUAAUGAGAUAUGUAAUUACACGUAAUUGAUAGGAAAAAAAUUAAUAAUUAAUUGGCAUUAAGGAAGCCGUUUAUGUUGGCUAUUUGAAAUGGAAGAGGGUAGCUUUAAUAUUCAUUACAGCCCCUUUAUUAAGUAAACUAAAUAUAAAAACACUGCGCAUUCGUAUUAUCAAGUGAAAAGUGUUAAUGAACUAAUCGAUCAGUUAUAUAUAUUUUUACUCGGUUUCGUUGCAUUUAAAUUUUACGUUUGUGGUUGUGAUGAUUAUUUAAUACCCAUAAAACAAUACCAGCGGUACAUUAGUGUGUGAAAAUAUAACCGCAAUGGAAUGAAUGGAACCUCAGCUUUAAUUGUUACGACCGUCAGUUUCUUAAUACCUUGACUUUUGUGUAUUUUAGGAAUGUAUGUACAUACGACUCGCUCAAAUGUUAGAAGAAAGUAUAUAGGCUUUCUCUUUGUAGAAAGAUCAGCUAAUAAUUUUCAUCCUUAAUGGUUUAAUUAUCAACUACCAUGAAGGUGAUACGAUUUUUUAUUUUCUGUGUUGUCUAGAUCCCAUUUUCGUUCGCGGUCAGCUCGAUAAGCUGAGACUGAUUGCAUUUGUAGUUGUUAUACGUAGACAUUGUUCACGUACGUAGUGUUGAAUAUGUACUUAAUUAAGGUAUAAUAUAUUUUAUAAUAAAUUUUUUGAAAAAUU